UGACGGGGAGAACCCCGCCCCAGUUCUUCUAGUCCUGUUGCUCCUGGCAGGCUGUGUUCCUCGGCUCGUCCAGUUCAGGCCUGUAUUGCUUCUGCUCCUUACUUUUUCCCCGUGGUUCCUAUUGUUUCAUGUACUUUCUCUCUCCAGAUAUAUAUUUUUUUUUAAAAAAAAAAGCCCCCGUCAGUACUUUUCAGCGCCUUUCACUCCAACCUUGGUUUGUUGGCCCCCCCGGUUAGCCCCUUCCCCUCCUCCCCCCUCUCCUUUGUCAAUUAGAUUUUUAUGGGAGAUCCCUCCAGGGGCUCAGAAAGUAGGAGGAGGUUAUUGCAUGUGCUAGUGCCCGCUGGGCGUCCGUCUGAGCGUUUCCCGGGGCACACUAGAAAACCUGGCGAUCCAGCACCCCAACCCAGCCCAAUCGCCACAUUUCAGUGCACAAUUGUCCUCCCUGCCCCGGCCCCGGCUGACUCUGUUCUGUCCGGGCAGGCAGUGGGAGCGUUCCUGCGUUCGAUCGCCCCUUCGGGAGGCGAGUCCUCAGGAAGAAUGGAGGCUGGAGAGAGCUUAAAUCGCCCGAGGCGCUUUACACGUAGUGCGGCCCUCGCAGGCGACUUUAAUCUAGUUGAGCCUACGUUCGGCGCAUUAAACGAGGCCAUCAGGGCGGGAAGGGUUAGACCGAUCCCCAACCCCCCCCUACACAAGCAGAGAUCCGGGCCUUGUGCUCUCUACCUAAAAUGGCCGCCUCCACUAGCGACGCUCUACAGCCACUAGAUGGCGCUGCACCAGAAAUGGCGGGAACGGCUUCGGCUGCUCCUUCUACAUCCUCAGCUAGUAUUACAGCGAGAGUGCCCCGAUCGGAGGGGCGGGAGGGUUCCCCCCUAUCGGAAUCGGUAGCUAAUCUGCCUAUGCCUUCCCAAAUGCCCACGGAAUGGCAAAAUUGGUUUAAAUCGACAAUGAAAGAGUCCCUGGGUCUGCUGAGGGAGUAUAACAAGCGUAAACGCUCUAAGAGGCCCACAAAAUCAUCUUCCUCUUCUGAUGAGGAAUCCUCCUCCUCUUCCUCCUCCCCCUCCCCUAGGAGGUCCAAGCGCAGAAGGAAACAUACAAAGAGGCAUAAAAAGCAUAAAAAGACUGCUAGGGUCAUUACCUCAGUACACUCAUCUGAGGGAUCUGGGCAAGAAUCUGGGGACCCCACGGCAAAUGACAUCCGCCCAGUAGGAAAUAAAGCUCCACAUAUUCCACCCCCCCCUUCUGGAGGAGGAGGCGGAAGACACCACAGCUGAUAUCAGGGGAGCUGAUAUGGCCUGCGAGGGUGACCAGGGACUAGAGAGAGAUGAGGGAGACUGGUCAGGGGCAGAGGAGAUCGAGCAAGCACAAUCUUCCCAACGCCUUUUCUCCCCGGAAGAUUUUAACCCCCUCAUGACCAAAGUGUUAACUACCAUUGGUCUACAGGCUAAGCCCACGCCUGAACCAGGCCAAAAUUCCAAGGGCGAUCUGGUUUUUCCCAAGCCACAGCCUCGAGAGCUUCCCUUACCCAUGCCCACCUAUUUUUCAGAAGUUAUCAAGUCAGAAUGGGCGGCGCCGAGUGUCCCCCCCCCAAAAAAAGCUUCCAACUCUUCCACUAGAUUCUACACAUUCCAACAAGAACCUACCACACUCCUCCAAACGCCGACCACCGAUGCUCCUAUUUCACAACUAAGCAGCGGAUCCCUGGUACCGAGAGAUGGGGAAGGGUUCCUCAAAGAACCAUCCGAUAAGAAGGCGGAGUUCUCGUUCCGACGGGUCCACGACAAUGCCUCACUGGCUACACGAUCAGCCGCAGUGGCCUCCAUGACGGCCAGGGCCAGUCUUCUAUGGAUCAACGACCUCAUCGACGAGACUCCACCGGAAUCUACUCGCCUAAGACAGCAGCUGUUGAAACUACAGCGAGCACAGGCACUCAUCGCCGAUACUUCCCUCGACACUAUACGUUACUCGGCAAGAUCCUCGGCGGCUUCAGUGGUCGGUAGAAGGCAUCUCUGGCUGAAGGCGUGGCAAGCAGACUCCGUAUCCAAGAACAACCUAUGUGCUCUGCCUCACGAGGGGUCUAAGCUCUUCGGCGAUUCAGCCCUAGAGAACAUACUAGUCGAAUCGAAAGAUAAAAAGAAAACCAUGCCGUUGGCCCCCAGGAAGCCCGAUAAACCAGCUUUCAGAAGAAGCUACCAACAGCCUUUUCGUGCCUUUCGCCCCGCCUUUAGGGGCAGAGACAGAGACUUCCGCGGCUCCAGAUCCUCCUGGCCCCGCCAGCGAUUCACCAGCAGGAACCCCAACUUCCGCAACCCCGGCAGCCAGGGGAAACCUCAGGCAAAGAAUCAGUUCUGACACAGACUUCCUCAGCCUGGGGGGUCGCCUAUCCUACUUCCUUCCAACAUGGCUACGCGAUAUAUCGGAUGCAUGGGCUCUGGAGGUCAUUCGUUUCGGUUACAGGAUCGAGCUGGGCUCCUCCCCUCAUCCACGAUUUCUCCCAACUCCCCGCUCUCACUCCGCUUCAAAGCACGCGGAAAUGUCCAUGGCUAUCCUACACCUGCGAGACAUCGGAGCCAUAGAGCUUGUUCCCAGGGGGCAGGAGGGGAGGGGAGUCUACUCCAUCCUGUUUACGGUACCCAAAAAGGACGGGUCCCGCAGAGCGGUUCUAGACCUAAAAUAUUUGAACUCCUUCGUCAGAACACGCAAGUUUCGCAUGGAGUCCCUCCGCUCCAUUUUAGAAUCUCUCAGCAAGGAGACUUUCUGUCAUCAAUAGAUUUACGGGAGGCCUAUCUACACAUUCCCAUACAUCCCGACAGCAGGCCGCUACUCCGCUUCAAAUACGCAGGGCUGGACUAUCAAUUCAAGGCCCUCCCCUUCGGCCUCGCCUCUGCACCCAGGACGUUCACCAAGAUCCUCGCCCCGGUCCUCGCUCUACUUCGUAUUCAGGGGGUACACAUAGUGGGGUACCUCGACGAUCUACUCCUAAAAUCGGAGUCCUGGGAUUCAGCAGUAAGGGAUCUGGAAAGGACCAUGACAACACUGAAUCAACCCGGUUUUCUAAUCAACAUAGAAAAGAGUCACCUCUCCCCGACGCAGAGAAUUCGCCACCUCAGGGUAAUAAUCGACACUCUAUCGUGCAAGGUCUUCCUCCCGGAAGACAGAGCCCAGGUGCUUACAUCAGAAACAAGGGACGUCCUGGCGAGGCUGAAGUCGCCUCUACUGUCCUUGGCUCGACUCCUGGGACUAAUGGUGUCAACGCUGGAAGCGGUCCCGUGGGCAAGGCUACACCUUCGGGUCCUCCAAUGGUACCUCCUGAAAUUCCAAGCGUGCAUAACCACGAGGCGCAACAUCCUAGUCAUUCCACCUCCGCAGGUGAAAAUGUCCCUGACCUGGUGGACCAGGUCUCGGAAUCUCCAAACAGGCAAGUGCUUCCUCGAACUUCCGAAACUCAUUAUCACAACAGACGCAAGCAACAGAGGCUGGGGGGCACACUGCCUACAACACUCAGUCCAAGGACGAUGGGAGAGCCUAGAAAGAUCCCAUUCUAUAAACUGGCUCGAGCUCAGAGCUAUCCGUCUGGCCCUCUUACAUUUCCAACCCCUGGUCGAGGGGAAAGAUGUCUUAGUGAAAACGGACAACACCACAGCCAAGGCACACGUAAACAGACAGGGAGGAACUCGAUCGCGUUCUCUGUUCCAGGAAUCAGUCCUCCUCCUAUCUUGGGCCGAGAAGCACCUCAAUUCCAUCACAGCUCACCAUGUCAAGGGAGAUCUGAACUCAGUAGCGGAUUGGUUGAGCAGGGAGGACCUCCUCCCGGGGGAGUGGUCCCUCAAAACGGAAGUGUUCGAUCAGUUGGCAUACAAGUGGGGCGGCCACAAGCAGACUUGUUCGCCACUCCCCUCAACGCAAAGACAGAGAUAUUCAUCACCAGGUUCCACUGUCGUGCAGCAUGGGGAACGGAUGCCCUGUCUUGCAAAUGGCCUCAGGGGCUCCUGUACGCCUUUCCCCCGAUACCACUUCUGACCAGAGUACUCCGCAGGAUACGGAAUCUGAGAGCAGAGGUCGUCAUGGUGGCCCCGUUCUGGCCCAGACGUCACUGGUUCACGGACCUCGUAGGCAUGGCAAUAGACCAGCCUUGGCACCUCCCCGCGAGACCAGACCUCCUUCUCCAGGGGCCAGUUCACCAUCCCAAUCCGGGCUGGUUUCAACUAGCCGCCUGGAGACUGAGCGGAUCCGAUUGCGAGCACAGGGACUUCCCCCCAAAGUGACUGAAACCAUCCUGGCUUCUAGGAAAAAUUCCACUAAUCGAAUCUACCAGUAUACAUGGAGGAUGUUUCUGCGUUGGCUCCACAGGAAAAAACUCCCUAGUGACGAGGCGACUCCACUACAUCUCCUACAAUUCCUCCAGGAUGGGCUUGAUAAAGGACUGAAGCCCAACACCCUCAAGAGGCAAGCUGCCGCAUCAUUGCCAAUGUUGAAGUGGAAGGCUAACUCACAGUAUCAUUCUCUCCUAAAAAGGUUUCUCAGGGGGGCCACCCUAUUGUCUCCCCCAGUGAUACAUCGUUUCCCCUCAUGGGAUCUGAAUUUGGUGCUUCAAGCAUUACAAGGCCCUCCUUUCGAACCGAUCCGUACCAUACCACUACGCCUCUUGUUUCAGAAGUUGGCCUUCUUGGUGGCACUCACCUCUGCUAGAAGAGUUUCCGAGCUGAGAGCGCUCUCAGUCCACAAGUCGUUCUGCGUCUUCUCUGAGGACUCGGUCAGGCUGAUUCCGGACCCCUUUUUCCAACCAAAGGUGAUAUCUCAUUUCCAUGCAUCACAAGACAUCUUUCUUCCUUCAUUCUGCCCGCAUCCGAAGCACCCCAGAGAGAAACUGUGGCACAAGCUGGAUUUACGUAGAUGCUUGAGAUGCUACAUAAAACGCACGGCCAGUUUUCAUAAGACCGAAUCUAUGUUUGUCUCUUACCUGCCCACCUCUAUGGGAGAGGCGGUAUCAGCAAGAACUAUUGCUAAAUGGAUUAGAGCAUGCAUUACCUUAGCUUAUGAGACACAAAAGGUCCCUCCUUCGGCCAAUAUUUGGGCACACUCCACCAGGUCGGCAGCCGCCUCGGCCGCCUUCUCCACUAACGCUUCAGUACAGGAGAUUUGUAAGGCAGCGGUAUGGAAGAGUCCAUCCACCUUUAUAAAACAUUAUAAACUGGAUACAUACGCCGCUGCCCAAGCGGCAUUCGGUAGGAGAGCACUCCAGAGGGUUCUUCCCCAGGAAUGAGCAGCGUUAUCCCUCCCUGACUUGGGAAGUUUGCUUUGGUAAGUCCCAUCUUCAUGAGAUGCCUUGACAGCACCAACCGAGAAUGAAGCAUUGGUUACUCACCGUGAAGGCUUCUUCUGGUUGCUGCUGUCAAGGCAUCUCAGCCCACCCUUGUGGCUCGUUUUCCUCUCUAGGGGAAGAACCCUCCUGGGACCAGGUUAUACGCUCCCACACACAUCUGUUCCUUGCAGGGCGUAGGGACAUGUAUAUGUGUUUCUUCUCUCUUGUAUUAUUCUCUGCAUAACUUUCUCGUACUACUGGUUCACUCGGCCUAGAAAAACUGGGGCGGGGUUCUCCCCGUCAGAGCUAUAUAGGACUGCCUUUCUAAACUAAUUUGCAUAGUCCUGCCUAGGAGCACGUGACAGGGAUAACCCAUCUUCAUGAGAUGCCUUGACAGCAGCAACCAGAAGAAGCCUUCACGGUAGGUAUAUCUUGUAAAAGGUGCCAGUGUCGGUGAAGGUGUUUUCUUAAAGCUUCAUCCACAGAAUUAAAGGCCAGGAGGAUGUCUGCCUUCCCGGGCAGCAGGGCCGUGCUCACCCACGUGCUCGUGGCCCUCUUUGGGAUGGGCUCCUGGGUCGCCAUCAACUCCCUCUGGGUGGAGCUGCCGGUGGUGGUGAAGACGCUUCCCGAAGGCUGGAACCUCCCCGCCUACCUGUCGGUCCUCAUUGCCCUGGGCAACCUGGGCCCUGUGAGCGUGACCCUGACCCACCACUUUGCCCCCGGGCGGCUGAAGGAGCGCUGGCUGAUCCACGCCAUCCAGACGCUGGCCCUGGUGGCCGCCCUCUUCCUGGCCCUCUUCUGGCACCGCACGGCGGAGGUGGCUGGCGAGAGGCACAGCCUGGCCUACCUGCUGCUGGCCUUCCUGCAGGCCCUGGUGUGCUGCACCUCCAACGUCUCCUUCCUGCCCUUCAUGUACCAGUUCCCGCCGCUCUUCAUCCGCACCUUCUUCAUCGGGCAGGGCCUCAGCGCCCUCCUGCCCUGCGUGCUGGCCCUGGGCCAGGGCGUGGGCCAGCUGGAGUGCCUCAACGGCACGCUGGGCAACGCCUCCCGGCCCCACUACCGGGAGGAGAACUUCUCGGCCACCACCUACUUCUGGCUGCUGCUGGCCCUGCUGGCCGUCUCGGCCUCCGCCUUCCUGGGGCUGGUGGGCUGGCCCCGCCACGGAGGGGCCCCCGAGGAAGAGAAGAGCUCCUCCAAGGACAGCGUGGAGACCGAGGAGUCCUUCCCGCUGCAGGGCGGCGGCCUGCCCAGCGCGGACAGCACGGCUGAGAUCGCCGCCGCGGAGAAGGCCCCCGCCAAGCCCCCGGCCCCCGCCUUCUGGACCGGGAGGAACGUCUACCUGCUGGCCCUGCUGGGGGUCUCCAACGCCCUGACCAACGGGGUCCUGCCUUCUGUGCAGAGCUACUCCUGCCUGCCGUACGGGGGCAUGGCCUACCACCUCUCCGUGGUGCUCAGCAACAUCGCCAACCCCGUGGCCUGCUUUGUCGCCAUGUUCUUCCUGUGCAGGUCGCCCCUGGGCCUGGGCAUCAUCUCGGCCGUGGCCUGCGUCUUUGGAGCCUACCUGAUGGUGCUGGCGGCCUUCAGCCCUUGCCCCCCUCUCGUGGGCAGCCCCCUGGGAGUGGCCCUGGUGGUGGUCUCCUGGAUCCUCUUCAUGGGCCUCUUCUCCUACCUGAAGGUGGUGAUUGGCAGCCUGCUGCACGAGGCGGGCCACGCCGCCCUGGUCUGGUGUGGGGCCAUCAUCCAGGCGGGCUCCCUGGUGGGCGCCCUGACCAUGUUCCCCCUGGUCAGCAUCUACCGCCUCUUCCGCAGCGGGCUGGACUGCGCCGACAACUGUGGGGCCUGAGCGGCCAGGAGCCCGGCCUCCCCAGGGCCCCCGGCUCCCAGCUCCUGGGCCAGGGAGGAGCGGGGGGGGGGCUCCCAGCCCCAGUGGGCCUGGGCUGCCGGCAGAGGGGUUGCCUGUCCCUCUGCCUGGGAAGGGGGCUCUCCUUCCGGACCCACCAGCGGCCCGGCCCUCCUCCUCCUCCCCUGCCCUUGCCUGCUGCUGGGGGUGGGAGGGGCUCCCUUCUGGGCCUCUGGGAGGUCUUUCCAAGGAGUCGCCGGGAGGGCUUCCCUGGGGCUCCUGCAUGGGCGGCCCCCAAGCCCACUCCUUGCCAGCCUCCCGUGGCCACUUGGGGGGGGGCGGUGGGGGGGGUGUUGGCCAGCCCCCAGUCCCUCCAUGGCCAGCCCCCUCCUGCCCUCUUGAGGGCCUUGGCUCCCUCCGGCCGCUGGGCGUCUUCUCUUCAGGGGAGAUGGGGCCCCCCCGCUCCAUGCACACGCUCCACCCUCCCGCUGCCGCUUCUCUCCCUCCCAGUGAUGGGGGGCUUCAGCCCCACCUGGGAGCACAAGCGCAGGCCAGGGAGGACUCCUGGCAGCCCCCCAGCCGUCCUGCAGCUGCCUCGGGCUUGGAGGGGAGGGCUGGGCUGCUGCUGCUCCUACCCCCCCCCCCACACACACAGACUGUGCCUUAGCAACAGAGCUCUCUUCCCCAUGGGACCAAAGCUGCCCCUGUGGGGAGAACCCUGCCCCCGUCUUUGGGCUGGCGGGGGUGGGUGACCGCUUGGAAAGGGGGAGCCGGAGGCCAUCUGGGGGCCUCUCAGCGCUUGGGGUGGGGGGCAGACGGCCUAGCCACUGGCUCCAGGGUGGGCAGCAGUGGGGCUUGGGUCAGGAAUCCCUGCUUCCGACUUUGCUCCGCGGUGUGUUUGGGGAGAGGGUGCAGCCGCCACCGCCGUGAUGCCUGUGGGCUGGCGACAAGGAGCCUUUCUGGGCGUCCCCCGGACCCAGAGCAGGGAGAGAGAGGCCUCCUCGCAGUCGGGCAGGCAGCGAGCAGCAGCCAGGGAGGCGGUGCCGGGGGCUGGUCGGCCCCUUCCGUCGGGCACCCUCUGCCGCUCCCUUUGCGUGGAGAGUCACCCUAACCCUCCUGAAAGCUGCCGCAGCCAGGCAGGAAGGGGUCGAGGGGCAGCCGGGGCCGAUGCUGUGGCUCCUGGUCCCCGUGGGGCAGGAGCGCUCUGUCCUGAUCCCCUGCAGACCCCCCAGGGGGCCCCUUGGGAUAUCUGCUGCUGCCUCCAGGGGCAGAGGCCCUGCCUCCAGCCAGUGCCUGCUGGUGCCAUUUGCAGAAGCCGCCCCGGCCAGCCCACCCCUGCGCAUGGCUACCUGGAAGCAGCUGCAGCCAGGGACCCCACCCACCCGGGGCAGUCUUGCUGCGCAGUGCUGCCUCCCUCCACUCAUCCUGCAUGCAGGAAGCCGCAGACGUCCCGUCUGGUCCGGCCUGUGUGUCUGGAGGGGAAAGAAGGGGGGGGGGCUGCCUCUGGUCUUUCCAGGAAAGCCACAUGCUCUGCCUCUGUGCCUUCUCGGCUCUUCCUUGCCUGCCCAACACCCCAGACCAAGGACUUUCUUCCCUGCUCUGGCGGAGCCCGAGGGCUGGUCCCGAGGGACUCCAGUCCAGGGGCUGUGGAGGGGGGGUGGCCGAGGGCCCAGAAGGUGGCUGAAGUGAACUGACCUAGGCUGGGUUCUUUGGUUUCCCAGAUUCCCCGAAUAAUGGUGGGCAGCGGCAGAGGGGGAGCCUGAAACUCCAUGCAUUGUUUUUAUUCUAUUUUAUUAAGCCAAUGGGCAGAAGUGUAAAUUAGUGUAAAUUGAAAACAUGGGUUUUCAAUCCAUGCACAAUGUGCCUAGUUGCCCAGUUAAUGUGUUGAAGCUUCUUUGAUAAAACGUGGAAUGCUCUUCCGGUCUGUGCUCUCAUUUGGUGAGCAAAGAAUAGAGAGCCGAGGGGGUCCAGACCCAGGGAAAGUGCCGAGAGAGGAGACUAGGACACUGGGGCGGUGGGGGCGCUCAGACCCUUCCUGGAUCUCUCUGGCACCUGCAGGGCUCCAAGCCCAACUCCUGUGUGCAAGUGACAGAGAGGCAGAGCUGGGCUUGAGCUGCUGAAUCCUCACUGCUGCAUAGUCGUGGCCACAGCACUGGGCCUCACAUCUCCUCCUCCUCCGGGCCCAGCCACCUGCAGCACUGCACGUGGGCCUUCCAGCCCUGAGCCCCAGGGAGUUCAGAAGCAACACGGGAUGGGGCAUGGCCUCCUCUGGUGCUCUGCCUCUGGUCUUCCUCUGUGGCCAUCCUGCCUGAUAGCCCCUGGUCGGCUGAACCUCUGGGAAGGCACCCCAUCCCUUAGUCUUAAUCGCCUUCAGGAUCGUGGGCAUCACGGCACCCUGCAGUGAAUCCCACAAAUUUUGCAGGCUGUGUGUGAAAGACAGUGGAGGAGGGUGGCUGGUGGUCUUGAAGGGAGGGAGUGUGCAGCCUUCUUCCGAGGCGGGAGGGAGCAGGUCUGUGCUCAGCAGCAGCAGCAGCAGCAGUGCUGAGCUUUCCUGUGCUAGGGAGCCUUGGCCAGGGGCUCUUUCAGUGGGGCAGAUCAGCCAACAACCGGGAUGGCUUGAAGAGGGGUUUGGAUGACUUCAUGGAGGAGAGGUCUAUCAACGGCUACUAGUCGGAGGGCUGUGGGCCACCUCCAGCCUCAAGGGCAGGGUGCCUCUGAGUACCAGUUGCAGGGGAGUAAUGGCAGGAGAUAGGGCAUGCCCUCAACUCCUGUCUGUGGCUUCCAGCGGCAUCUGGUGGGCCACUGUGUGAAACAGGAUGCUGGACUAGAUGGGCCUCCUUGGGCCUGAUCCAGCAGGGCUGUUCUUAUGUUCUUAUGUAAUGCUACUGAAACCAAGGCACUUGUAAAUGUGGACUCUCCAGGCCUGGAUGGCGGGCAAUCAGACAGGGCACACACUUACUGGGUGUGCAAAUCGCAGAGGGCUAGCAGAAGCCAGGGAGCGGCUGGCACGUUGUCUGAAGCCGUGGACGCAGGAAGAGGAGGUUUAUUUCCUGUAGGAGUUCUUCUAAAGGAGGCCCUUGUAAGGGCUUUUGGAGAAUUUGGUGAAGGUGCCUGUGAGGCAGAAGGUGCUCCUGAUCUUCCUAGGCUGCAGGAGUUCUUUUCAUCUGCCCUGCCAUAAAUGGAGAGCAGACGGAACCCUUGACUCCCAGCUCUGUGCCAUAAGCCGGCAUCUCUCGAAAGCCAGCAGGAGCUGAUGUCCUGCAGGAGGACCCCUGGCUCACCGGGCCCAGAGCCACUUUCCCGGUGGGGGGUCACGUUGAGCAGAGAGAUGGUCACGUGUCCCUAUCUGGCCCAGCAUCUUUUCCAGUCGCCUUUUGCUGCUGUCUCCCUUAAGCCCCCCACGCUUUAUUUUUUAAAAUUAUUAUUACUAUUUUGGUGAGCGCUUCUGGGACAGGGAAUCAUCUUUCCAUUUUGUGCUAUGUAAAUGGCUUUGAUACCCCUUGUUGAAUUGUAGGAUAUAGAUAUUUUUCAAUGAGAGCUUCAGUCCCAAUUCACUCCUCAAUCUGGGCUCUAAAGGUCCUGCCCACUAUUUGGGCAGUUCGUUUAAGAAGCAGGGUGCCCGCCUUGAUCAGUCUAGACCUCAGUGAUGGGAUUUGGAUCAAAUAAGGCUUUGUGUAGGUAUGUCCCACCCCGUGCCCCAUUAUCAUUCGAUGUGGUGGGGGGGGGACUCAGUCAACGUGGAGUGUGCUUUUCUUUACUUGCCCCAUUGCAACCAUAUGGCUUCCCUCCUCAAUCAGCAGAGACAAAGCUCUAAGCACCCAUGUUCCGAGUUGGCUGAUUUCACUCCAGGUCCAGAUCGCUGUAACCAAAAAGGCCAUUUCCUUUGCCCGGCUUAUUCUCCAGGAGUGAGGCGGGGGGCACAACUCAAUGGCCGAGGCCCUGCUUGGCCUGCAGAAACCCCCAGUUCCCUCUCUGGCAGCAUCUCCAGGUCGGACUAGGAGAGACCCCUGAGCCUGGAACCUGGGAGAGCCCCUGCCAGUCCGUGCAGAGACCAUGCUGAGCUAGACGGACCAAGGCUGUGACUCCGCAGAAGGCAGCUUCCGAUGGUCUCCUGGUUUCCAUUGAUAACUGCACAUCGUAUUUUUUAGAUUCAGUCAAAUAUUCAAUUCCUGUGUAGUAAGUCCAGAUGAUCUGCAAUUGUUUAUAAUAAAUUGCAGAUUGCCGCCCACUGUGGAGAAUUUAAUUUUCUCAGUGUUCAGGGCCACAUUCCAUACAGGCAUCUUAGAAAGCGGGGGGGGGGGGGGGAGAGUCGGGAGGUGAAAUGUGGAGGGUGCGACUUGUGCCCAUAGGUUUUCCCUCCAUGGCUACUAGUUUGCAGGAUGGGGGGGGCACCAUUUAAGCGAAAGAGCUGUAGGCGCAGGGCCCAAAGAGGAGCCCCCUCCCACUAUGCCCUAGACUCAGCCCCGAUCUGGCCCUCCCCCACAGCUGCUUUAAGUAAACAGGUGGUGAGUUCCAAUGGUGGGGCUCCCAGGUCACAUCCAGGGCUCACUUCCCCCAUCCCGUCUUGCUCCCCUCCCCCUGCUUUUUUCUUUUGUCAUCUGGGAAGGUGGAAGGGGGGCAUUCCUGAACCCCCAGAUGUUGGACUCCAACCCUUCUCCUCCCUGAAGGCCACGAGCGCUCUUGGAAUGGUAGCCCGGCAACAUCUGGAGGCCCGAGGUGGGAAAGACCCGAUGUCAAGAUGGCGCUGAGGCCGAGGGAGGAGUGCCCAGUUGGGUCAGAUGGCAGCCCCAACAAGCUCUUGCUGGCAUAACCGCACCAGCCUCUUCUCCAGGGGGCCCUUGUGGGGAGUGGGGAAGAGCUGUGGCUCAGUGGGAGAGCCCCCCCCCCAGGUUCAAGCCCUGGCAGCCCCUCCAGCCCUCUGCCGGCCAGAGCAGGCGGCCCUGGGCAAGAGGGGGCCAGGCCUGGCUGUGUCAGGCAGCUUCCGCAUGGCCAGCCCCAGUGCCUCCCACACUGCUUGCUUGCCGGUGGGGCUGGCAAGUCAUUGCACAAAGGUUUGUGUCUGGCCCCUUUGCUCGGGGAUUGGGGCCAUCCAUCAGGGCGGCGCAUUGAGAAGAAGCCAGGCCUGCAGAGAGAGGGGACUGGUGGGGAGGAAAGCUGCCCUUGGCAUGGUUUGGGAGGAAGAGGACGCUCUGCUCUUGCCAUGUUUGCAACUGAAUCCGAAAUGCCAACUUGAACCAAGACAUCUGUGCAAUUAUGUCUGUGUCAUUAUGUUUGUUAAUGAAUUGUUUUGGACCAAACACUUGG
Messenger RNA from Hemicordylus capensis (graceful crag lizard), 12443 nucleotides. It is a transcript of the gene SLC52A2, whose product is annotated as solute carrier family 52 member 2. The transcript is spliced from 6 exons. Bases 5802 to 7142 code for a protein of 446 amino acids. The record is from RefSeq and is a predicted model, not a curated record. Gene Ontology annotation, molecular function: riboflavin transmembrane transporter activity. Gene Ontology annotation, biological process: riboflavin transport. Gene Ontology annotation, cellular component: plasma membrane. Lineage: Eukaryota; Metazoa; Chordata; Lepidosauria; Squamata; Cordylidae.